AUGAUAAAUACCAAUGACAAUUUAGAAGAUGAAUUUGAUGGACUUACAAUAGAGAAAUUAUCAGGAAUUAAGAGAUCUAUAUUAUAAUCUAGAGAUGUUCAUGAUUGGUUUAAGAAAAGGUUAAUUAUUGUAUUGUAAUUUUCAGAUAUAAUGAUAAAGUCAAAAAGAAAUAUUUAUAUUUCCCAGAAGAAAUCAAAUAAUAAUUAGAAGUUAAAAAGAUCUUCUAAAAUUUUGACUAAAAUAAAUCAAGUAUGGAAGUUAAAUUUAAUUUAGACAAUUUGGAUAUGAGUGAAUUAUAUGAGAUGUUUUAAAAAAAUGGUUUCAAAAUUACUGAAGAACAAUUGCAAAAGUUUUUCAAAAUUGUUGAUAAAGAUAGAGAUAGUAAUUGAUAAAUGUAAUCAAAGAUGCUUUAAAUUGGAGUGAAUUCAAAAAUUCAGCUUUCAACGAACAGGCCGCACAAGGUAUGCACAUUCCUAUAUCUUUUUUAGUCUUCUAUGAAAUCAUGAAAGAACUAAGAGAGAAUAUGGAAAAGGAAUAAAAAUUAGACAGUUCUUCUCCUGCUGGAAAAUAUAUGCCAUUUACUUUUAACAAUAUGAUCUCUUAUCUAAGUUAUCUAGCCAGUCGUGAUGAAUUAAAAAAAGCCAUUGAUGUUUUAUACUAUCUUUCUAUUAAUAGGAUACUUCCAUUUCACAAUUAGAGAAGUUCAAAAAAUAUAUGGAAAUGAUUAAUCUCAAUUAAACUAUCAGUGUUUAAAAAAGAAAUCAAUCAACACCUGAAGUUGAUAUCAUUCAUGAAGAAGUAGGAGAAAGUCAAAAUCUAGAUUAAGAAUAAGAAUUUGUUAAAAGAAAUGAACAAAGGUUUAACUUAUAUAAAAACUCUUGUAAAAUAAAUUUAUUGAAUAUAGUUUAUAAUUCUUAGAGUGCUUCUAAAAGUCCCAAAUCAUAAAAAUAACCUAAUAUAUUAUAAAAGGAAUAAUAAUUAAAAGUUCCAAAAAAAUUAAGAGAAAUUGAUGCUAUUGUAAGAUCACAUUAAGUUCCUGAGACUUAAAGUUUAUUUAAAUUAAAGGAAAAAACUAAUAAUUCUAUCAUUAAAUUGAAGCAAGAUGUAUCUAAAUAUAUACAUUUAGCUAAAACUUAAUAUAAUAUAAAUGUAGAUGAAUUAUAAAUCGUAUAUACUCUUUAUUAUUUUUAUAGUAAAGCACAAAAAACAAACCUCCACUUACAUUGAAAAUUAGGAAUUUCGAAGAAGACUUUAAAAAUGCACUAGCAGCACAUUAAAUGUCAUAUAGUAAUUCUGAACCAUAUUUUAAAUUCAAUGGAUCCUCAGUUUAGGAACAUCAAUUGCCAAUACUUGAAGAAAAAUCAAAGACUAUUACUAAUCCAAUUUUACCUGGAGAUCAUUUACCAAUUUCAGUUUUACAAGAGUUAAGAAAAUUUUAAAGAACAUAAUAAAAUUCAUUUAAUUCCAAUACAUUUAAAUCUUUAUUUAAAACCUAAAGUGAUGUAUAAUUUAACAAUAAAUAAUUAGUUUACCAAAACUGCUAUCAGUUAAAAAUCAAGAUCUUAAGGAAGAUUUAUGAAUAUUCAAAAUCAUGAAAAAUUCUAAUUUAGUGUUCCUUAAACUGCAAAACCAAAUUAACUUAGAAGCUAAUUAUCAACAGCACCUUAAUUGAGAGUAGGAACUAAUUAUGGAAUGAAAGUAAUUGAAUAUUAUAUUAAUAUUUAGAAUCAUCAGAAAAUUGAGAUCCAACCUUUACUAGGAAAAUCACUGAUUAAAUAAUGA
Messenger RNA from Paramecium pentaurelia, 1782 nucleotides. Lineage: Eukaryota; Ciliophora; Oligohymenophorea; Peniculida; Parameciidae. The record is from the annotation of a GenBank genome assembly.